This is a messenger RNA of Linderina pennispora, 377 nucleotides long. RefSeq lists its product as uncharacterized. Bases 100 to 321 code for a protein of 73 amino acids. The transcript has a single exon. The record is from RefSeq and is a predicted model, not a curated record. Lineage: Eukaryota; Fungi; Kickxellomycota; Kickxellomycetes; Kickxellales; Kickxellaceae.
GUUUAUUGCAAAGGGUGUCUUUAGUCAACCAUUUGCAGCUCGCACUGCAGAAACAAUCACUCCAACAAGUCUACCAAUUCCACUUCCCGAUGUUGUUCUAUGGGCCACAUUAGAAAACUUUUUGCUCAGUUCCUGGUUUGCCUCUCCAAUCUUGUCAAUAUUCGCUCUCAGCUUCCCCAUCUGCGUUGGCUGUCUGUUGGGCCUAUAUACAGCGCUGAAGACGGUUUGGUCAAUACAGAGACACCACAACUGGAAUGGUGCACUUGCACAACUUGUUUUGUUCUAGGGCACUGUCCAUGCCCCGAUGAUUCCUUCUCUUGACGCGAUGUGCACCUUGGUAUCAGGCUUGCCUUUCCUCCCCAAGCUGGCCGUUCUGU